AUGUCUGCGAUUGGAGGAAAAGUCGGGGCGAGUGCGCAGGGGCAGAAGGCGGCGACAGACGAGAAGAAUAGCGUCGUGCUGAAGGUCGGGAUGGUUGGCGACUCGCAAAUCGGCAAGACCUCCUUGAUGGUCAAAUAUGUCGAGGGCUCGUACGACGAAGAUUACAUCCAGACACUCGGCGUCAAUUUCAUGGAAAAGACCAUCUCGAUCCGAAAUACCGAGAUCACCUUUUCGAUCUGGGACCUCGGCGGCCAGCGCGAGUUCGUCUCGAUGCUACCGCUCGUCUGUAACGACGCCGUCGCCAUCCUCUUCAUGUUCGACCUGUCGCGGAAAAGCACGCUCAAUUCCAUCAAGGAGUGGUACCGGCAGGCGCGAGGGUUCAACAAAACCGCCAUCCCUUUCCUCGUCGGCACGAAGUACGAUCACUUCAGCACGUUCUCGCAAGACGAGCAGGAAGAGAUCACACGACAGGCGAAGCGGUUCUCAAAGGCGAUGAAGGCGCCCCUCAUCUUUUGCUCAACAAGCCACUCGAUCAACGUGCAGAAGAUCUUCAAGAUCGUGCUGAGCAAGGCGUUCGACUUGAAGUGCACGAUUCCCGAGAUCACCGAUGUCGGCGAGCCUUUGCUGAUAUAUCUAGACGUCUGA
Rhodotorula toruloides NP11 is the source of this 645-nucleotide messenger RNA. Its product is annotated as Rab GTPase. The transcript is spliced from 9 exons. NCBI's taxonomy places the organism in Eukaryota, Fungi, Basidiomycota, Microbotryomycetes, Sporidiobolales, Sporidiobolaceae. Gene Ontology annotation, molecular function: GTP binding; GTPase activity. The record is from RefSeq and is a predicted model, not a curated record. The coding region runs from base 1 to 645 and encodes 214 amino acids.